This is a messenger RNA of Salvelinus namaycush (lake trout), 980 nucleotides long. Its product is annotated as rho GTPase-activating protein 42-like. The annotation marks the transcript as partial. The transcript is spliced from 12 exons. The record is from RefSeq and is a predicted model, not a curated record. Lineage: Eukaryota; Metazoa; Chordata; Actinopteri; Salmoniformes; Salmonidae. Gene Ontology annotation, biological process: signal transduction. Gene Ontology annotation, molecular function: GTPase activator activity.
GGAAGAAGAAGUUUGACAAGGAGACAGAGAAAUACUACACCGUUCUAGAGAAGCAUCUGGCCUUGUCUUCCAGGAAGAAAGAGCCGUUCUUACAAGAGGCAGACACACAGAUUGACAAAGAGAGACAGGUCUUCUAUGACGCCUCCCUGGAGUAUGUCUUCAAGAUCCAGGAGGUCCAGGAAAAGAAGAAGUUUGAGUUCGUGGAACCGCUGCUGGCCUUCCUGCAGGGUCUGUUCACUUUCUACCACGAAGGAUACGAGCUCGCUCACGAGUUUGAGCCCUACAAACAACAGCUCCAGUUCAACCUGCAGAACACAAGGAACAAUUUUGUGAGUACGAAGCAGGAAGUAGAGAAACUGAUGAAGAGAAUCAGAUCAGCUGAUCAGGACUACAAACCUCCAGGGCAGUGGACCAUGGAGGGUUUCCUCUACGUCCAGGAGAAACGGCCGCUGGGAUGCACGUGGACGCGACACUACUGUACGUAUGAGAAGAGCAGCAAAGCCUUCACCAUGACCAACUUUGAAACCAAAUCAGCUGGCAAACAGAAUGGUCUGGUGGUGAGUCCAUCUGAGAUGUUCAAGCUGAAGUCCUGUAUCCGAAGGAAGACUGACUCCAUCGACAAGCGUUUCUGCUUCGACAUCGAAGUGGUGGAGAGAACUGACAUCUGUCAAGGAACUAUUUUCCGACCUCUUCAGUUAAAGUUCUGUAAAGUCCGGCAUGGCAUCGUGACUCUCCAGGCUCUGUCUGAGUCCAACAGAAGGCUGUGGCUGGAGGCUAUGGAUGGCAAGGAGCCGAUUUACAACCUUCCAGCCAUUCUGAGCAAGAAAGAAGAGACGUACCUAAACGAGGCAGGGUUUAAUUUUGUGAGGAAAUGUAUUGACUUGGUGGAGGUACGAGGGAUCAACACGUUGGGCCUCUACAGAAUAGGAGGGGUCAACUCUAAGGUCCAGAAGUUGAUGACCACUGUGUUUGCAACCAAG